Spodoptera exigua (beet armyworm) is the source of this 3241-nucleotide messenger RNA. Lineage: Eukaryota; Metazoa; Arthropoda; Insecta; Lepidoptera; Noctuidae. The record is from the annotation of a GenBank genome assembly.
GUCAGUCACCCCGAAAAUGGCGAGAAGUGUGUUACGCUAACAAUAAUUUUAAUUUCUAAAAUAAAUCUGAACAUUUUACCGUAGCAUAAAUCAUAGGUUCAGACCUCAUAAUACGUGUAUUCAGUUCAAAUAGAAAACAGCACAUAAUAACUCUACUGAUAUCAGCUGUGAAGCAGCUAAGCAGUAGACAUGAAAGUGUGGGGAGCUCACGGAGAGUUUUGCGCGCGUCACCAGUGGGAGGUGAUCGUGGCUACAUUAGCCCUGCUAGCCUGCGCUGCCAGCGUCGAGAGAAAUGGCCCAGGGAACAGAUCGGAACACUGCGCAGGAUGGGCCCGAGCCUGCCCGGGCCUCGAAGCCGAGUACCAGGCCGCCGACGCCGUCAUAAUGACCUUCGUCCGCUGCGCAGCCCUCCUAUACGCUUACUACCAAAUCUCGAACCUCCACAAAAUAGCUUCGAAAUAUCUUCUCAUCAUCGCCGGGGUGUUUUCGACUUUUGCCAGUUUCAUCUUCACUUCAGCUGUAGCCAGUCUGUUCUGGAGCGAGUUGGCGAGUAUAAAGGAUGCUCCGUUCCUAUUCCUGUUAGUCGCUGAUGUGGCUAGAGGCGCUAGAAUGGCGAAGGCUGGAUGGUCUGCCGGAGAAGACCAAGGAAAGAGGGUCGGGAGAGCGUUGUCCUUGCUUGGACCCACAGCUACAUUAGACACACUUCUCGCUGUCUUAUUAGUGGGAGUUGGAGCAUUAUCUGGGGUUCCUAGAUUAGAACACAUGUGCACAUUCGCCUGUCUAGCUCUGUUGGUAGACUAUUUAGUAUUUGUAACAUUCUACCCCGCCUGUUUGUCUUUAGUAGCAGACUUCGCUUCAGGACGUAAAGAAAUGUCGUCAGACAAUCCAUUCUCUGAAGCUGACUUAAAACCGAACCCUGUUGUUCAAAGAGUGAAAAUGAUUAUGGCCGCCGGUCUCUUAUGUGUACACCUGACCAGUAGAUGGCCCUGGAGUGCUGAUAACGGGAUCAUAGAAGGUCCAACAGACACAUUAACCCCUGCCCCGAAUGACAACAUCCUCCUACAUUCCUACGUGAAAUGGUUCUCCGUUUCCGCUGACUACAUAGUUAUAGCGACACUACUCUGUGCCUUAAUUAUUAAAUUCAUGUUCUUUGAAGAGCACCGAAGCUGGAUCAUUGACAUGAAUGAUAUGACCGUCAAAGAAGUAGUUCAGGAGCAAGCUAGAAUUAAGCCGAAGUUCUCAGUAGGAGACGAUUCUAAUUCUGACGUGUCAACACAAACUGAGGGAGUUUCUGAAGAAGAGUGGCCUACUCUCUCACCAAGCUCUUCCGCAGCUAAACUGAACUCUAAAAAACGUCCAAUGGCUGAAUGCCUCGAAAUAUACAGAUCUGAAGGAGGCUGCAUCUCUCUUAGUGACGAGGAAGUGAUAAUGUUGGUAGAACAAUCGCAUAUACCUCUGCAUCGAUUGGAAGCGGUGUUGGGUGAUCCUCUUCGCGGGGUUAGACUGCGAAGGAAAGUGGUCGGUACAAGAUUCCAAACCGAGCUAGCUAUAAAACAACUGCCUUACUUAAAUUACGAUUAUUCUAAAGUUUUGAACGCGUGUUGUGAAAACGUGAUCGGUUACGUUGGAGUGCCGGUAGGGUACGCAGGCCCGUUGGUCGUUGACGGCAAGGCCUACAUGAUUCCAAUGGCGACUACUGAGGGAGCCUUAGUUGCUUCCACGAAUAGAGGAGCUAAAGCUAUUGGUCCAAGAGGUGUAACAAGCGUGGUAGAAGACGUAGGCAUGACGAGAGCGCCCGCAAUCAAACUACCAAACGUUGUCAGAGCACACGAGUGCAGACAAUGGAUAGACAAUAAAGACAACUACGCCUUAAUCAAAGAAGCCUUUGACUCCACGUCAAGAUUCGCUCGCCUACAGGAGAUACACAUUGGCGUGGAUGGAGCAACAUUAUACUUAAGAUUUAGAGCUACCACAGGAGACGCUAUGGGUAUGAACAUGGUAUCCAAAGGCGCAGAAAACGCCUUAAAACUCCUCAAAAACUACUUCCCAGACAUGGAAGUUAUUAGCUUAUCUGGAAACUAUUGUUCUGACAAAAAAGCAGCUGCUAUUAACUGGGUGAAAGGUAGAGGGAAGCGGGUGGUCUGUGAGACCACUAUAACUAGCGAUAAUUUAAGGACGAUCUUCAAAACUGACGCUAAAACUCUGGCUCGGUGUAAUAAGAUUAAGAAUCUCUCGGGUUCGGCUCUAGCCGGGUCCAUCGGUGGCAAUAAUGCCCAUGCUGCGAAUAUGGUGACCGCUAUUUACAUAGCAACGGGCCAAGAUCCUGCUCAGAAUGUAACCAGCUCGAAUUGUUCAACGAAUAUGGAAUGCUGCGGGGAGAAUGGUGAAGAUCUGUACGUUACUUGCACCAUGCCGUCUUUGGAAGUGGGUACUGUCGGUGGUGGCACGAUUUUGACGGGUCAAGGCGCUUGUCUGGAGAUACUAGGGGUUAAAGGAGCCGGGGUACGUCCUGCGGAAAAUUCAGCGAGACUGGCUUCCUUGAUUUGCGCCACUGUUCUAGCUGGUGAACUAAGCCUAAUGGCUGCUCUCGUCAAUUCAGAUCUUGUCAAAUCACACAUGAGACAUAACCGCUCCACAGUUAACGUACAAGCGGAAACCAUAACUCUAAAAGUACCGACGUUAUAACACAAAGUUUUUUUACGAAACACUUCUCCUUAUUACAGGGGCCUUAUGGAAAACCGUUCAAGUUUCAUGCCGUUUUUGGUAACUUACUGAAUCGAUGUGUAGGGCGUAGCACUGUGCUUGAUUUAGCUGGCUAUGUGAGAAGUCUGGUAUAAGAGAAGCUAGAAGGUAACAAGAAAUCACGAUAAUCGAGAGUUUUAUCAAUUUAUAAGAUGUUGUGUUGAAUGUUUUUAUUGUAAAAUUAUUAUGACAUUUGGCGGAAAAGGGAAUAUUGGCGCCAUUUUUGCUUUCUUUAUUCUUAUGGCAUUAUCGUAAUUGACAAAGAGGCUUUUUGCAAAUGCUAGAUGUAACGUUGUCUAUGAAAAAAAUGAUUUCCCUUUUUGCCAUGAAACUAAAUAAGAUUAUUGAGUGACUUUUUUACUUUUUUAACAACACGAGGAGUCGGUGGCCUAUUAUAAGCAAAAUAAUAUAUUUUAUGUUAUAUCAAAAUGGUAUUAUUGACAAUAUUAUAUAAUAUGUAUUUAGUUUUAUGGCUAAUGCUGCAAAUGUGAAUCGAGAA